Molecule: messenger RNA, 2874 nt
Organism: Olea europaea var. sylvestris
Lineage: Eukaryota; Viridiplantae; Streptophyta; Magnoliopsida; Lamiales; Oleaceae
Product: histidine kinase 5-like
Exons: 11
Coding region: 518-2467 (649 amino acids)
Biological process (GO): protein autophosphorylation; signal transduction
Molecular function (GO): histidine phosphotransfer kinase activity; phosphorelay sensor kinase activity
Source: RefSeq, a predicted model, not a curated record
CCCUACUCUCUCAUAUGAAACUGCAAUUACUGCUUGAAUAAUUUAUAUUAAAUACAUAUAGAGACACUGAAAGAAUUAAUUUGUGUUUGAAGAGAGUGAAAUGUGCAGCCAACCAAGAACAAACACUGACAUUGCAGAGAGAGAGAGAGAGAGAGGAGUAACGAAAUUGUGAUUAAAAAUUGGUGAACAAGCAUUUUCUGCAUUAUUUUUAAUCUCAAAUGCACACGGGUUCUCCGGUUUCUUACUCUUUCUCUCACAGCAUUUUUCUUGGUUUUUAACGUGUGUUCUUUUUUUUUAUCCUUUUUUUUAUUUAUAUUUUUUGUUUUUUUCCACAACACAUGCACUCCUCUCUCUCUACAUACAUUUUCUACGUUCUCCAAAAAGAUUCUUUCAGAUCUACAGCAAAAAGUUUGGCCCUGAAUGAAGUUGCCCUGCCCUUUUGUUCUUAAACCAGAAAGGAUUAUAAUCAACAAUUCAUAGGAGAAUCAGAUAGAAGGUGCUAAAAUUUGUUUGUGAAAUGGAGACGAAUCAACCGAAAGAGACAGAUAUUGUCCUCUCUUCAACGUGGCCGGAAGAUAUAAUUGAACCCGGGAGGCUGUUCAAUGUAGAAAGGCCAGGAGCCGAUCAAGAUAUAUUGGAGGAGGUUGUAAUCAGCAAGGAGCCUGCAACAGUGGAUUUUAAGCAUCUUUCAGAGCUUAUGGACUACAGUGAGAAAGGUUCCUCGCAAUUGGCCUAUUUGGUAAAGAAUUGGGAACACAAACAGGAAAAAGCUGUAAGGCUUCUAAGAGAAGAACUCGAUACCCUUAGCAAGCAACAGCAAGAAGUUGAACUCAAGAAAUUAGAGAUAUUGGAAGAGCAUCGUAUUGAAUCGGAUGGAGAUGGGGGAUAUAAGCGUCCAAUUUCAACUUUGGAUGAAAAUUUACAAUAUGUUUAUCACGAUACUCCUCAGAGAAAGAACGAUGUUAUCUUCGAAGAUGAAACGUUAGACAUGCAUAUUGAAUAUGACAGCACAAUAUACUGGAAACAGCGAGCCAUGCAUUUAGAGAAGUUGUUAGAGGCAAGUCUCCAGCGAGAGCAGGUAUUGCAGGAAAAAUUGCAUGAAAGUACAGAAAAUCUUGAGAGGCAAUCCACCCCUGUGGAGGAAUUAUCCCAACUUUUAAAAAGAGCGGAUAAUUUCUUACAUUUUAUUCUCCAAAAUGCACCAGUUGUACUAGGCCACCAGGAUAAAGAACUGAGGUAUCGCUUUGCCUGUAAUCAAUUCCCAAGUUUGCUUGAGGAGGAUUUCAUAGGAAAAACAGAUGUGGAGAUUUUCAGUGGUUCUGGUGUGAAGGAAUCUCAAGAAUUCAAAAGAGAAGUUUUGUAUAAUGGAAUACCUGCAAAGAGGGAAAUUACAUUUGAGACAGACCUUUUUGGCUAUAAAACUUUUCUAAUUUAUGUGGAACCGGUUUUCAACAAAAUGGGGGAGUCCAUUGGAAUAAAUUAUAUGGGAAUGGAUAUAACCGUUCAGGUGAGGAAAAGAGAGAGAAUGGCAAAGCUUCAAGAGACAAUGGCUGUACAAAAAGCCAAAGACACAGAGCUUAAUAAAACAUUCCACAUAAAAGAGGAAGCAAUACGAGCAAAACAAAUUCUAGCAACGAUGUCAGAAGAGAUAAGAUCUCCCUUAUCUGAAGUUGUUAGCAUGGCUGAGAUCCUUUCCACGACUAAACUUGAUAAAGAACAACAAAAGUUAUCGAAUGUGAUAAUAUCUUCUAGUAAUCUGGUUCUUCAACUAAUAAAUGACAUCCUUGAUCUUUCCAAGGUGGAUUCAGUCAUGAAAUUGGAAUCUACGAAGUUUAGGCCGAGAGAGAUAGUAACGCACAUCUUGCAGACUGCAGCAGUAUCAGUGCAGAAAUUAUUAACAUUAGAAGGAUAUGUAGCGAAUGAUGUCCCCACAGAGGUUAUUGGAGAUGCCCAUAGGUUUCGGCAAAUCCUCACCAACUUGAUCAGCAAUGGGAUCAAGUUUACUCAUGAAGGCAAGGUUGGUAUAAAGGUUUAUGUCAUAGCAGAGCCACCUAGUGCAAUCAAACAAGGAUCUGAUAAGAAGAUUUCUUCAGAUCAAUCAAAAGUUUUACCAAAUAUAAAGGAAGACGAUAAAUGCUUAUCAAUUUCUCAGAGUAUGGGUGAUCAAAUUGGUACUCAUAGACCUAAAGAUGGAGAAGAUACUUGUGGAAGUGAUACACUUAAAAAUGAACCCAAUGACUCGAUAAGAAACGAGAUAAUGAUGGAUGAAGACAAAGAGAGCCUUUUCAAUACUCAAGAAAAAGUAGUGUGGAUAUGCUGUGAUAUCUAUGAUACUGGGAUCGGAAUUCCUGUUAAUAGGGGAUAUGACCUUUCUCAAUCUUGGUGCAACAAAAAGUGCUCACCUUGUUUAAGGAGUACAUGCAAGUUGGUGCAGAUACUGCUGGAGAGGAUGGUGGGACGGGAUUGAGCCUUGCAAUCUGUAAACAACUGGUUGAACUCAUGGGUGGUCAUCUCACUUUAUCCAAUAAAGAACACUGCUGGUCGACUUUUACGUUCGUACUACCUUUCAAGGUUUUGUCAGUGUAUGAUAGUUCCAAUGAUCUUGAUGAAGUGUCCGAUAUGGCCAGUCAUGAUGUCCUGGACGAUGCAAAUGACGAUGAUUUACAUCCCAAUAUUUUCCUGUUCCCACCGCGAUCUUUCCGAAGAAGUUUUGAUUGAUAAAAAAGAUGAAUAUGUUUCAACCGAUACGUAAAAAUAUCCACAUGUAUAGAUACCAUCAUCUAAGUCUACAAAGACGUAUCUUUUGAAAGAAGUUUGUAUUAUUUGAAAAGAAGUUUUGAUUAAUAAAAAAGAUGAAUCUAUUUUAAUUGAUAU